AAAAUCUAAGCUUCCAGCCUUGACUUCAAAGUAUUGGAAGGUGUUUGCUCCCUGCCUCUCCUCUCAGCUUGGUACCAUGGCCGACACGAUUUUUGGCAGCGGGACGGGCCAGUGGGUGUGCCCCAACGACAGGCAGCUGGCACUGCGUGCCAAGCUCCAGACAGGCUGGUCAGUGCACACGUUCCAGACUGAGAAGCAGAGGAAGAUGCAGGCUCUGAGCCCACAAGAACUUGAGGUCAUUCUGGAAGUCAUCCACAAGGCAGAGAAAUUGGAGAUCACUGAGCAGCAGCGCAUUGGGCGCCUGGUGGAGCGGCUGGAGAACAUGAGGAAGAACGUGAUGGGCAAUGGCCUCUCCCAGUGCCUGCUCUGUGGGGAGCUGCUCGGGCUGCUGGGCAGCACAUCAGUCUUCUGUCAGGAUUGCAAAAAGAAAGUUUGCACCAAGUGUGGAAUAGAAACCUUUGGAGCCCAGAAACGUCCCCUUUGGUUGUGCAAGAUCUGCAGUGAACAGAGAGAGGUUUGGAAGAGGUCUGGUGCAUGGUUCUACAAAGGGCUGCCCAAAUACAUCCCACCUUUGAAGAGCAGCAGCAAAGCCAGUGAGCUGCCCCCACAGCCCUGGCAGAGCGAGACAGCUCUACUGGAGCCUGAGGACAGCAGGACCAGCAGAUCCUUCACCUGGGCCAGGGGAAAAGUGGUUUCUAGCGACAGUGAGAGCGACUCCGAGUUCAGCUCCUCCAGCCUGGAUGACAAACCCUUCCCUGCGGGCUCAAAAGGCUCACAAGGCAGCAAGCACAGAGCAGGACUGGCACCCAUCAGGGAACCCAGCCAGGCCGUGGGCAGGGGACUGGGGAGCACCCACUCUCCUGCCCUUUCAGGGAGCAGCUUGGGCAGGGAGCAGGGGGAUGCCCUGAGGACCACCGAGAGGGACCGGUCGGCCGACGGGUGUGACAGUGAUGUUGGCACCAGAGCCUCUGGCAAACGGUGCAUCCACACCAGAACACGAUGCUGAUGGAGGUGAAGAUGGAAUUGCAUUGCCUGGAUCCAACACUCACCCUUUGCCCACUCCUGUAGGACCUCACUCCAGACAACAACUGCUGCCAGUGGUGACUUUCUGAUGCCAACUUUAUACAGGCAUUAGCAACACAGUGGCACCUAAGAAAAAACAUCUGCUCGUCCUCCCUGCCUCACUGGUUUGGUCUGGUUUCCCCUUCUGCUGACUGACACACACUUUGGGGUGCUGCUUGGAGAGGGGUACAGUGCUGUCUAUUGGGUUUGUGGAAAGGCACAUCCAAAGUUCUCAUUGGAGCUGCAGAAACGUGUGCUGCUCAUUGCUGUUCUGUCUUGCCAAGCCCAGCCCAGGGUUCAGCUCCUGGCCUGGCAGUCCUGACUUUGCAAUCUUCAGGAGAGAGGGAAAUUCACCCCUAUGUCCCUGAAAUGGGCUCUGAGGAGACCACAGCCCUUCUACUCUUUGUCUGCCCAGGGGUGAAUUUCCCUCUGUGAACCUCAUGGGUGAGCCCAGGGCUCCAGUUUGCACUUGGCUUCCACAUGCCCAGGGAGUCACCCCUUGUGUGUUUUGACAUCACUGAGUUGGGGUGAGUUUGGUGGGAGCAUCCUGAUCAGCAAGUUGUGCUCCUUUUUCCCUCCACUGAGGUCUCUCUCUGCUCAGGGAGAUGCUUCACUUGGUAUGGAAACACUCAAGGAAGUUUGCUAUGAAUUUUUCAGUCCUCCUGGCUGUGUUUCCUGUGGUGAGGGUGAUGCUUUGACACUGGGCUCAUGGGCAGGGUGGGUUUCCUGCAGGUCCAUACCCAUCAGCCCAUGGCCCAGCUGGCUGCCUGUGCAUACCCAAAUUGGAUAAAAGCUUUUAAACUACUUAAUCUUGUUAAGCUCUGCAUAUUCUCCUCCCACAUGUACGUCUUGUAAGCUCUUGCAUCAGCAAGGGCUUUUGUUUUACCUUUUUCCUGCAAGUCUUCAGCAUCUGGCUGGCUGGGAUGGUGUCAUCAUGAGUCAGGCUGUAGAAAACUGCACGUCCCAGUCCUGCUGAUUCUCUGGGAUGGACAAUUUCCCUCUAAGCUCUGACAGAUGAGAAAAAUCAAAUUACCUGACAUUUCUAGAGCAAUUAAUUCUUUGAAGGCCUGAACAAAACUCACACAAGACAAGAAGGAGUCUGUGGGUUUUUAGUAAAUGCUUUAGAUCUGACCUGUCUUUUUUGCUGAAGAAAUAAAAGAUUCCAGAAAGUUCCCUCUGAAAUAGUGCAUUUAAAGGCAAUUUGUGCCUGUUAAUGUCAGCCUCUCCCCUUGGUUAUUACUCUUUUGUUCUCUUCUCCUUUGCUACUGGGUGCUUUGUGCACAUGUAGUAUAUGCUCUUACAAAUGGCUGCAGUAUGAAGAUAAAUGAGACUGGGUGCUGGAACAUUGUAACAGGAGAUCAGAAAUCAAUCCUUGACUUUUCUUGCUAAUUGAACAUGGUCCAGCAGAGAACCUUCCUGCUGUUCCAGCUCACCUGCUAUGGCAGGUUGCUGAGAAAAUCCUCCCAGCUCUUCCUCCAUGAUCCCUUUCUGCCUUUUAAAAAACAAACCCAGAACCUUUGGGUGAUGUGGGCUGUUUGAGGUGGCAGAAAGAGAAACCCCUGCCUGUGGGCUUCACAACGUGGGUGCUGAAGAGAACAAGGGAUGAGAUUGUUCUCCACAGAGGGAUGCUCUGUGUUGCUUAAACCUGGCUGUUGAGACUCAACCAGCUGCAUCUCUGAGGGCAUAAUGCCAAAAUUAUAUUCAGAAAAAGCAAAUCCAAAAGUCAGCCUUGGGUGGAUUGCAAGCUGAAGUUUUGUUGCUUUUUCUGAGAGCUGUAGGGUCUUCCAUUUCAUAAGUGUUUUGUCACCAGGGAGGACCUCUCUUGCCCUGGAGCUUUUGGCAGUCCUGCAGAUGCUCUCUUGCUCUCCCUCUCAUUCCUGCAGUGCCUCACACAGCCUCUGGUAAUGCUUUUGAAGAAGGAAAAGGACACUUAAAAAUGGUCUCAGCUUCCUUUAAACCUGUUAGUUUAUCAUCAAAAUCUUGGAAAGAGUUUCUUGUGCUUCAUUUCUGGGGGGUCUAGAGAGGUCACUGGUGUUUUCACCCCACACCCUCACUCCUCAGGGCCAUUUCCCACACCGUGGAGUUGCCAGAUCUGCACAGGAACUUGGUGACCCUUGCUGGCUUGGAGUGCUGCUUUGAGGCAUGAUUUUGAUUUUAACUGAGGCCAGGAUUUAUGAAACACUUUCUGAGGUAAAUCUGAGACUGAUCUUUUACCAGUAAGACUGGAAACAUUUCUUUUUUUUACCUCUAUAUUUUACCUCCAUGGAGUAAUUCCACCUGAGUGGUUCUGGUUCCACCCAGAACCAUGCAGCCAUCUAUGGGAAGAUUUCUCCUGGGUACAGGGAAGGGUCUAACCCUGGAGAAUGUCAUCUCCCACCUAUGAAAGUGACAGAGGAACAUCUACAGCUCUCUGCACAUAUUUUCUGUAAAAACCACUUUUCUCUUUGUUAUGUCUUUCUUGGUUGUGUUUGUAGCUGCAGUUGGCAUCUGAUCUGAAACCUGUACCAGCCAACUGCCUUUUUCAUUGGCUUAAGGUGAGCAAGAAAAGCUCAGUGAAUCCAGCUCCAUCUGCUCUGGUUGUUUGUGUUUCUUUUAUUAUUUUGUUGUUCUUGUCUCCAUCCCGUGCAACUUUUAUGUAGUGUUUUACUAUGGAAAACAAUAAAGG
Calypte anna (Anna's hummingbird) is the source of this 3727-nucleotide messenger RNA. It is a transcript of the gene RPH3AL, whose product is annotated as rabphilin 3A like (without C2 domains). The record is from RefSeq and is a predicted model, not a curated record. Gene Ontology annotation, molecular function: small GTPase binding. NCBI's taxonomy places the organism in Eukaryota, Metazoa, Chordata, Aves, Apodiformes, Trochilidae. Gene Ontology annotation, biological process: intracellular protein transport. Bases 77 to 1006 code for a protein of 309 amino acids. The transcript is spliced from 9 exons.